Molecule: messenger RNA, 3567 nt
Organism: Benincasa hispida (wax gourd)
Lineage: Eukaryota; Viridiplantae; Streptophyta; Magnoliopsida; Cucurbitales; Cucurbitaceae
Product: LRR receptor-like serine/threonine-protein kinase IOS1
Biological process (GO): protein phosphorylation
Molecular function (GO): protein kinase activity; protein binding; ATP binding
Source: RefSeq, a predicted model, not a curated record
UAAAAAUAAUUAACAACACUUACAUGAAUGUUUAUACAAAAUUAAGACAUGAACAUUUUCAUCAACAAACACCAUAGAGCUAUAUCCUCAUUUCUCAAUAUUAAAUGGUCAUUGGCCUUAAGUGGAAGAGGUAUGGUAAUCAAGCUUACACAAUUCCAUCUCAUGUUGCAAACAGCAUUGAUGCUGAUAUUGCAGUUGACAUUCUUCCAAUCAACUCUUAGACCAGUUAAACAUGAACAAAUCAACUUAUCAACUUGGUUUUUUUUUUAACAAUUAUAAAAAAAUGUUGGUAAACUCUAUCCAAUCUUUUUUUUUUUUUAAUAAAAAACAUCAUACUAAUAAGAUUUUUCAUACAUUCUUGGCUAUCAUUUUUAUGUGACGCUACUUUAUUAAUAUGUCGAUAGUAUGACACUUCAACUUGAUUAAUUUUUUUUAUAAUUCCAAGUAAACCUUCAUUUGACGACGACAUAACGAUGUGAACAAUUGAAUCCAUCUUAAAUAUAUUAUUAAUAUAGAAUAAAUAUGAGAGAACAAACAAACUAUUUGAUCUCCAAGAGCUAAAGUUGAGAAAUUCCCAAUGGAAAUUGCAAUAUCAAGGUGGCUACUAUUUAGUUUUUUUGCUCUCCUUACUCAAGCUCAAGAUGAAACAGCCUUUCUUAGUCUAGAUUGUGGUCUACCAGCAAAUUCAUCAGGCUACAAUGAUCCAAAAACAAACAUUAGGUAUAUAUCAGAUGCAGGCUAUAUAAAUGCAGGUGAAAGUAGAAGUGUAGCACCUGACUUCAAGAAGUAUGAACAACCACAAUGGAAUCUAAGAAGUUUUCCUCAAGAAAUUAGAAACUGUUACAAUAUAAGUGCCAUUAAAAGCACCAGCUAUUUGAUUCGAGCAACUUUCUUAUACGGAAAUUAUGAUGGGCUCAAUAAUACUCCUCGAUUUGAUUUGUAUUUGGGAGAUACUCAAUGGACAACAGUGGAUGAGGAUGAUAGCUACUACACAGAGAUGAUCCACAUUCCUUCAACUGACAACUUGCAAAUUUGUCUGAUCAACAUUGACCAAGGAACACCAUUCAUCUCAACAUUAGAGUUUAGAAAACUUCCGUCUCUCAGUUACUUUACUGUAUAUUCCUUGUACCUUUAUAAGCGGUAUGAUAUGGGCUCAAUAACAAACAAGGAAUAUAGGUUUCCCGAUGAUGUUUAUGAUCGAGUGUGGGAAGCGUACCAAGAUAAUAACUAUGCACAACUAAGUACCUUAGAUUCUGUAGCUGCUGAUAAUCUUGACGAAACUCCGGCCGUAGUCAUGAAAACUGCUGCAACUGCAAAGAAAGGGACCAAGUACCUUGAUUUCUCAUGGGAUUCGAGAAACGUAGGUGAUAAAUAUUUUGUAUAUAUGCACUUUGCAGAACUUGAAAAGCUUCAAAGCAACCAAUUCAGAGGAUUUAAUAUCACUCAUAAUGGGGACUAUUGGGAUGGACCUAUUAUUCCUGAAUAUUUAAGCACAACAACAGCUUAUGACAUCUUCUCAUCUAUAAAGCCAGCAUCAAGACAUCAAUUUUCACUCUUCCCAAUACAAAAUUCAACUCUUCCUCCAAUCAUCAAUGCUUUAGAAAUUUAUGUUCAAAUGGAGAUCUCAGACCUAGAAUCAUACAAUGGAGAUGUGGAUGCAAUCAGUAAUAUUCGGUCAACCUAUGGGGUAAAAAAAAAUUGGGAAGGAGACCCAUGUGUGCCAAGUGGAUAUCCAUGGAGUGGUUUGAGUUGCAACUCUGAUUCAGUUCCUAGAAUCACAUCACUGAACUUGUCUUCGAACGGAUUGAAGGGUGAGAUAUCUCUGUACAUAUUCAGUCUACCAAUGCUACAAACAUUGGAUUUGUCAAACAAUUACUUGACAGGAGAAGUACCUAAAUUUCUGUCCCAGUUGUUACACCUCAAAAACCUAAACUUGGAGAACAACAAUCUCUCAGGGUCUCUUCCACCUGACCUUAUAAAAAAAAAGAUGAACGGUUCACUUACAUUAAGUGUAGAAGGUAAUCCAAAUUUAUGUACCUCAGAGCCGUGCACAAAGAUGACACCAGAGCAAAAGAAAAGCAACAACAAUUUUAUCAUUCCAGUAGUAGCAGCAGUGGGUGGAUUGCUUGCAUUCCUCAUAAUUGCAGCGAUUAUCUAUUGGAUUGCUAAAUCAAAUAAGAAGCAACAAGGUAAGGAUGUUGCUUUGACAGUGAAUCCAGGCAGUUCCUUGGAGAAAAGGAGACAGCAGUUCACUUAUGCUCAAGUUGUGAUGAUGACCAACAAUUUUGAAAGGAUUCUUGGGAAGGGAGGAUUUGGGAUGGUUUACUAUGGAGUUCUAGAUGACACUCAAGUGGCUGUGAAGAUGAUUUCUCCAUCAGCAAUACAAGGCUACAGUCAGUUUCAAGCAGAGGUUACGAUUCUUAUGAGAGUUCACCAUAGAAACUUAACAAACCUUGUAGGGUAUAUGAAUGAUGGAGGUCACCUUGGCCUCAUUUAUGAGUACAUGGCCAAAGGAAAUCUGGCCGAGCAUCUUUCUGAUAAAAGCUCAAGUAUCUUAAGCUGGGAAGACAGACUUCAAAUUGCGAUAGAGGCAGCUCAAGGACUAGAGUAUCUGCAUCAUGGUUGUAAGCCACCAAUAGUCCACAGGGAUGUGAAAACAACAAACAUCUUAUUGACAGAAAAUUUCAAUGCCAAACUUUCUGAUUUUGGUCUUUCAAAGACUUAUCCAACAGAUGACAAGUCCUACAUGAGCACUGUUAUUGUUGGAACUCCGGGUUACCUUGACCCAGAGUACUAUACAUCAAACAGGCUAACUGAAAAAAGUGAUGUGUAUGGUUUUGGAGUUUCCUUGAUGGAAAUAAUUAGUUGCAGACCAGUAAUUUCAAAUACUCCAGACCGAGAAACGAAUUACAUAGCCAAAUGGGUUCGUACCAUGGUUGACCAGGGAGAUAUCAAGAAUAUAGUUGACCCAAGAUUAAAUGGAGCAUAUAAAAAUAACUCUGUUUGGAAAGCUGUGGAAGUAGCCUUGGCUUGCGUAUCAGUAGAUUCCUAUCAAAGGCCAACGAUGAAUCAAGUAGUGAUAGAGUUGAAGGAUUGCUUGGCCAUGGAGUUGAAUCAGAGAUCGGAAAGUCGUCCACUGGAAUCAAAAGACUCCAUUGAAAUGAUGUCCAUAUCUAUGGUUAUGAAUGCCACCCACUCCAGUCCCAUGCCAAGGUGAAGAAAUUUUAUGAACUGACUCAAGUUUCUUCUGGUUUCAACUUUCAGCUGCCCUUUAAACUAUUUGAAUUGGUUGUAUCCAAUCUUCAUUUCAUCAAAUAAAUCAUUGGAGAUGGUGAAAUUUAGUACAAAAAUAGGUUAGAUGAGAUUUGUAGUACAACUCAAGUUGGGUUUGCAAUUGUGUAAACGGUGUGCAAUGAAAUUGAUGCGUUUAUCUUUAUUACAACAACAUGAGAAUAAGUUCGGUCUAUUUCACUUGCAAUAUAUUUCGGGUUACCCUUUGGGUGUUGUCAAUAUUUAUUUAAAUUGAGCUGAUGUCAUUAAGAUUGUCUCUGUAUUUGAUCUUGUUGG